CACCAAUCUCAUGUAGGCCUAGCCUACAUUUAUGACAGCACCUCUGAACGUGUUUCCAAUUUAACUCAUCAAACAGCCUUAAGACAAAAGUAUCUGAUGACGGGUUAUAAAGGCGCAUUCAGUUCUGUCCAGAGGAGCUCGCUAAAUGUCACGGAUCAUGCGUUUAUAAGGUGCUCGAAGCCCGACUCCUGCUGAUUCCAUUGACAAUAAUGCCAGCGAAAGAUCCGCUUAUCGAAACACUUAAAGUGUGCAUUCUGAAUUUAAAAUCCGAAGGCACAGUGACUGACUCCAGCCCACACCUGGCGUCCUGCUGUGAGCUCCUGGAACUUAUACUGCGAAAGGGACUACAACAGCCUGUUCUCAGCUUGGCACAUAGAGAUUACUGGCAUUGUUUUGAACAGCUUCUACAGCACGACACAUGUGGCAGGUUGAGUUCAGUCUCUUUGGCAGUGCAACAGACUGCAGCCUGCACCAAACUUAUUACCUCUCAGGGCCGAGGACGCUUCUUCAUACGUCUGAUACUGAUAAGAAGAACUCUGGGAAAUGUUGUAAAACAUAUAUUACACACAAACAGAGUAAUAGAGUGGUACUGCCCUAACAUUGCCAUUCUGAGAAAUCAGGAGUUUGUUGAACCCUUUCUCUCAUUGUCUAUGGUAUUGUCAGAAAUGGACUUCAAGCUUAGUAUUGAGAACUGCAGCUUCCUGGAUGAAAGCUGGCUGCUUCCGGUCUGUCAAAUCUAUGAGGCUGUUCCAUGUCGGGAGCUGGGCAUGGUGCUCAGGUACCUAGAUGGACGUGUGUUUGUGUUGGACCUGCUUCGCGGUAGUCAAGCUCAGGUCGACAUGUUUACCAAGCCUGGUGACAUCAUUGAUGAAAUCAAUGGAAUAUCACUAAGGAAUGCCAGUAAUGGACAGGCAGGUGUGGUUCUUUCGAAGCUAAAGGGUCAGCCACUUUCCAUUCGUCUGAUCCGAUGGAGAGGAGGAGAUGGAUCCAUCUAUCAGCCUUUGGUCAAACACUUACGGCAACUCGAACAGGAAAAAUCAACACUUCAGUUUGGUACAAAACCAGCCUCUCACCAGGACAGAACCAUGGAUCAGAGUAAAGGCCAGACACCGUGUGUGAAAGAUGGCAGGAUCCUGUAUGGUGUGCACUUCCUUGGAAAAGCAAAUAUAGGAAUGUAUGGAGAUAAGGAGGUUUUGCAUCAUGCUGUUCCUGUUGUCCUGAAGAGCAGACAGGCGAGAAAGGAAGUACUGCUGGAUGUAAAGGAGACACACCUUACCUGCACAGAUAAGACCAAUGAGCAGGAGCUGUUUCAACACCACUUCCCAGAGAUCUCUUGUGUUGGAAGAUAUGGAAACCAACCCGAUUUAACCAUUUUUGCUUUUUGUGUAUUAGAUACACUGCAUGCAGGCAAACCAUCAGGCUUCUGUUGUGUGGUCCUGCAGGCUGCCACAAGUAGUGAAUGUGAAGAAAUUGUUAACCGUAUAGCGGCUGGGUUUAAACAUACAGAAUGGUUUGUAUGAAAAUACCUCAACACUUGAGUGGACUGGAGAUCUUCAGAAGUUUAUAAAUGUUUCUUAAUACAAUAUAUUUUAUUGUUUUUAUUAUCAUAUAUGACACAAGAAUAUUCUAAAAACAUUAUUGUAAAAACCUGUAUCUGUGGAAAAUAAUGUUGAUUGAAAUACUCAUAUGUCUCAUUUUGUGUGUUUAUUUUUAUCUUUUGCAUUAGAAUUUACAUUUAAUAAUUUGUAUGGACGGAUACAUUUUAGAAAUAUUUUGAAAGAUUAGAAAGAAACAUUUCUCACCAUUUGUGAUAUUCAUAUAUCCUUUUUAACCUUACCAUAAUAGCACAAACUCACUUCACUUCAACCUAUGAUAUGCUACAAAAUCUUCUAAACAGGAGUCAAGUAGCCAUAAUCUUGCCAGCAGUUUUUUAUUUAUUUAACAUUGCCUUAUGCAUCAUCUGUUGCUUCAUUAUGUUUUGCUUUUUG
Xyrauchen texanus (razorback sucker) is the source of this 1988-nucleotide messenger RNA. RefSeq lists its product as uncharacterized. The record is from RefSeq and is a predicted model, not a curated record. The transcript has 16 exons. Gene Ontology annotation, molecular function: protein binding. The coding region runs from base 210 to 1520 and encodes 436 amino acids. Lineage: Eukaryota; Metazoa; Chordata; Actinopteri; Cypriniformes; Catostomidae.